AAUGGGACAGAGGGAGUACCACUUUCAGCUAAUUUCCUUAUAAAGAAAAGAGCUGCUUUGGAAAACAUCUCUCUAAAGGAAGACCUCUCAUUUCUGCACUGAGAUCUAUCAAGGCCUCAAAGUAAACGAUACUACACAGAAAAGACCUAACUGACUAAUCUUGAUCAAAUUCACAAGGCUGAUACGGAGAUAUGGGAAGGGGGAAAAUUGUGAUCCGGAGGAUUGACAACAAUACAAGCAGGCAAGUCACUUUCUCCAAAAGGCGAAAUGGAUUGCUUAAGAAAGCCAAGGAAUUAGCCAUCCUUUGUGAUGCUGAAGUCGGGCUGAUGGUUUUUUCUAGCACCGGGAAGCUCUAUGAUUUCGCAAGCACCAGCAUGAAAUCAAUAAUUGAACGUUACAACAAAAUGAAAGAAGAGAAUUAUCAGCUGCUGAAUCCUACUUCAGAAGUCGAGUUUUGGCAAGGCGAAGUAGAAAGAUUGAGACAACAGCUGCAAUACUUGCAACAAAACCACAGGCAGCUGUUGGGAGAAGAACUUUUUGGUUUGAACAUCAAUGAUUUACAUAACUUGGAAAAUCGACUGGUUAUAAGUUUGAAAGGUGUUCGUAUGCAAAAGGAGCAAUUAUUAAAAGAUGAAAUACAAGAACUAAACAAGAAGGGGAGUCUAAUUCAUCGGGAAAAUAUAGAACUCCACAAAAAAGUAACCCUCAUCCAAGAAGCAAACCAGGAAUUGCGUAAAAAGGUUAACGGAUUAGCGAGCUCAAGUACACACAUAAGAAACCAGACUCCAUUUGGCAUCAGCAAUGGGUAUGACUUAAAUGCAUCCAUCAGUCUCCAGCUAAUUCAGCCAAUGACAAAGACGAACCCAACACCGGAAACAGAUGUAACACUUGGGUUAAAGUUGCAGUAGAGCACUAUCCCAGCUGUGGAUGAACUCGGGUGACUAAUCAAUCGGCUCAUCAAAUACUUCGCUUGCAUUGAAGCUAAAUUCCUUCGAAAAUGGACUAAACGAUGCGUAACUUCUUAUUGAAUUUGGUACAAUGCAACCUAUUAAAUGAUCUUCCAUGCACCAUAAAUAUUUGUAAAUUUGAAAUAAUUGGAAACAUGCAGGAUCAACUACAGUAAGACCCCAAUUCAGACUGAAGUAAGCAUUAUAAGCAUGCCAUGAGUGGAUUCAUGUAUGGUUGUAAUAUUAGUGUUAAAUUUAUGAAAUUUUUAUUAUGACAUAAUUAGUGUUUGGCAAAAAUAAGCCAUUAUCAAAAUACAGACUUGUUUUUAUUAAAAA
Molecule: messenger RNA, 1283 nt
Organism: Daucus carota subsp. sativus
Lineage: Eukaryota; Viridiplantae; Streptophyta; Magnoliopsida; Apiales; Apiaceae
Product: MADS-box transcription factor 23
Exons: 9
Coding region: 192-908 (238 amino acids)
Biological process (GO): positive regulation of transcription by RNA polymerase II
Cellular component (GO): nucleus
Molecular function (GO): protein dimerization activity; RNA polymerase II cis-regulatory region sequence-specific DNA binding; DNA-binding transcription factor activity, RNA polymerase II-specific
Source: RefSeq, a predicted model, not a curated record